Molecule: messenger RNA, 3584 nt
Organism: Lemur catta (Ring-tailed lemur)
Lineage: Eukaryota; Metazoa; Chordata; Mammalia; Primates; Lemuridae
Gene: DAPK2
Product: death associated protein kinase 2
Exons: 10
Coding region: 91-1557 (488 amino acids)
Biological process (GO): protein phosphorylation; positive regulation of apoptotic process; intracellular signal transduction
Cellular component (GO): nucleus; cytoplasm
Molecular function (GO): protein serine/threonine kinase activity; ATP binding
Source: RefSeq, a predicted model, not a curated record
GCAGAGCGCAGCCGAGCGCCGCACUCCCUGCCGCGCCCCCGUGCCCAGGGUGCCGCCGCGGCCGCCGCAGCGCAGCCUCCCGCCGGUUGUAUGGUCCAGGCAUCAAUGAGGAGCCCAAACAUGGAGCCGUUCAAGCAGCUGAAGGUGGAGGACUUUUACGACAUAGGAGAAGAGCUGGGGAGCGGCCAGUUUGCCAUCGUGAAGAAGUGCAGGGAGAAGAGCACGGGACUGGAGUAUGCAGCCAAGUUCAUCAAGAAGCGGCAGAGCCGGGCGAGCCGGCGUGGCGUGAGCCGGGAGGAGAUCGAGCGGGAGGUGAGCAUCCUGCGGCAGGUGCUGCACCCCAACGUCAUCACGCUGCACGACGUCUACGAGAACCGCACCGACGUGGUGCUCAUCCUCGAGCUAGUGUCUGGAGGAGAGCUCUUCGAUUUCCUGGCCCAGAAGGAGUCACUGAGUGAGGAGGAGGCCACCAGCUUCAUUAAGCAGAUCCUGGAUGGGGUGAACUACCUUCACACAAAGAAAAUUGCUCACUUUGAUCUCAAGCCAGAAAACAUUAUGUUGUUAGACAAGAAUAUUCCCAUUCCACACAUCAAGCUGAUUGACUUUGGCCUGGCUCAUGAAAUAGAAGAUGGAGUUGAAUUUAAGAGCAUUUUUGGGACGCCAGAAUUUGUUGCUCCAGAAAUUGUGAACUAUGAGCCCCUGGGUCUGGAGGCCGACAUGUGGAGCAUAGGCGUCAUCACCUACAUCCUCCUGAGUGGAGUGUCCCCUUUCCUGGGAGACACAAAGCAGGAAACGCUGGCAAACAUCACCGCAGUGAGUUACGACUUCGAUGAGGAAUUCUUCAGCCAGACUAGCGAGCUGGCCAAGGACUUCAUUAGGAAGCUUCUGGUUAAAGAGACCCGGAAACGGCUCACCAUCCAAGAGGCUCUCAGCCACCCCUGGAUCACGUCAAAAGGAGAAGUCAGAGCCGCUGAACAGCGGAAGACAGAGCCCACCCAGCUGAAGACCAAGCACCUGAGAGAGUACACCCUCAAAUGCCACUCAAGCAUGCCCCGCAACAACACCUAUGUCAACUUCGAGCGCUUUGCCCGUGUGGUGGAGGACGUGGCUCGGGUGGACCAGGGAUGCCGUGCCCUGGCGGGGGCCCAUGAUACCAUCCAGGAUGAUGUGGAGACCCUGGUCUCCAUCUACAAUGAAAAGGAAGCUUGGUACCGAGAGGAGAAUGAACGCACCCGACACGACCUAUCCCAGCUCAAGUAUGAGUUCCGCAAAGUGGAGUCCAUGAAGAAGCUCCUGCGAGAAGACAUCCAGGCCGCAGGGGCCAGCCUCGGAGGCGUGGCCAGGAAACUGGACCAUCUGCAGGCCCAGUUCGAGGCUCUGAGGCAGGAGCUCUCAGCAGACCUACAGUGGAUCCAGGAACUGGUGGGCAGCUUUCAGCUGGAGAGUGGAAGCUCAGACAGCCCGGGCUCUGUGUUCCACCGGGACACCAGUGAAUCCCUGUCGGAGCUGCUAGGCAGAUCAUGCACUGAGGAAGUCCUGGCCGGCUGGAGGCUCUGAGCACCAGAAUCCCGUGAGGGAUGCAUCCUGGAUGGUUUGCGGAAGCAUGUUCUCAUCCGCCCUGCUGCGGCAUCCAGCUAGAAUUAAUUAUCCUGCAGGGGUGUGUGUCUGUAGCAUAGCCUUCCACCCCCUCCACAGAAGCCAGAAUCGCAGAGGUGCUGGUUCAUUAUUCAUUCUGCACCUCCCCUCACCAAUCUGGUUUCCUGAGAGGGCGCUGGCAGGGCAGGCAAGCUGUUAAAAUAAUUAGAGAAUGAAUACCCCUUAGUGUACCCUUCUCCAGAGGGAGGAUGGCUGGCCCUGGGGAGCUGCUGGAUAAUUGAUUUGUGAUGAUGGAUUUGUUCACAUCUCACGUCCUGCCUACAUGCCUUAUGGAGUGCAGAUCUUGGGCAACAUUUGAGUUGAGUAGGGAUAACUAAGUUAGCCUGGUGCUUUCCUGCUACGAAAGUGGGGAUUUAAAAUGCACAGAGAAAACAGUAUUACCUUCCGUUUGGAUUGACUUUUCACUUACCACGCACUUAUGUCAGUGACCUUGCUUGAUGCUUAAAAGAACUCUCUGAGAUAGGAAGGUGAGUGGUAUUAUUAUUUCCGUGUAACUGAUGAGAAAAUUGACUCAGAGAGGGGAAAUGACUUAGGCUCAUUCAUAGCUAGUCAGUACAGAUGAAACAGAAGCCCGAAUGCCCAUCUCUAAGAUGAGGUAUAUGGGAGGAAGUAGUUGGGCUUUGCUGUAAAUAUCCACCUUAAUAUUAAAGUUCAGAUCCCAGAGGCGAAGUAAGCGACUUCACGUAUUCUGCCAGGUGUAGGUGCAGUGCGUACACCUGUAGAUGACUGGCCCAGGAAACGUGUCCCAGAAGGCACCGUCACUGUUCCUCCCCAGCCCCAACCCUGUUUGAAGACCAGCCUGCAGAGCAGGGGGCCAGGAGCAGCAUCUCCCCCUUCUCUGCCCUUUCCCCUUCUGGCUAAGGCCCCUAACUUUGGGUGAGAAUGAAGACCGACCGAAAGGAGCUCAACAGGAAGUUCCUUUUCUUAUGUGCCCAGGCCACUGGGCCCUGAAGGUCUAAGAAAUUCCACGAGGGUUUUUGAAGAGAGUGGACAUAAAGAUUGGGAAGCACAAGGCUUCAUGGUCUCUUUGUGACCCAAAGCUGUGAGUACUGCUCCUGAGGAUUCUAAGAGCUCAUCUUUCUUUCCCUGGAGGAGGGGCCAGCCAGCAGGGUCGUGUAGACAGAGCAGGGGGUAUGGGCCCCGUGCUGUGCCAGAAGCUUAGGGGUGGGGAGAGCAGAUUGUGUAGUUAGAAAGUGCCUCCAUGGCUUCACAAAACAUCCCUGCCAGAGAGGCUGGGUAAGUGUUAUUUCCAAUUUAGAGAUGAGGAAACAGAGGAUGUGAUUUGCCCAAGGUCACAUCAUUUGUGGCAGAAAUGGAGGCCUUCUGAUGACAAGUCUGUUGCUCCUUCUGCAUCUCCUGACUGCCCGGGCUCCAGGAGUUUACUCUGCUUGUGGAGGCAGGUUACGCCCGGACUCAUGCAUUCAUCCAUCCAUCCACAGAUCGGGCACCUACCGACUUCCAGAUGCUCAACUUGACUCUGCAGAUACAAUGUUGAGUAAAAACAGGCCUCUUUCCUGCCUUCAUGGAAUGUUCAGUCCAGUGUAGGAUUCUAACAUUGAUCAAGAAUCACACAAGGGACACAUGCUAUGAAACAGAAGCGUGCAGCACUGCAAGAGCCUGCAGUAGGGGUCUCAUCUAGUCAGGGGAGGUGUCCUUGACGCAGGGAGGCUGGAGCUGAGGUCAGCUCAGCAAGCCAGGGAGAGAGAAGUGUCCCCAGCAGAGCCAUCGUGCCAGGGCUCUGUGAUGAGAGGGGACUUGGCAGGCUGCAAAUACUGGAGGGGAGCAAAUGGGAGUAUGGUGUGGACAUGGUCAGAGGGGAGGCAGGAGCAGCAGGGCUUUGGUCGCUUUAAAGCACUUUGCCUUGGCCAGGUGCGGUGGCUCAUGCCUGUAAUCCUAGCACUCUGGGAGGCCAGGGUGGGAGGAUUGCU